AUGGAAGAGCACGCCCGCGAUCGUCCGACAUGGAGGAGAACAGUGAAGACGGGCGCUGCUAUCCACGAAGCCAACCGCACCGCCGCCGCCAAAGCGAAACGUGAAGCCCGCAAAUCCCAACUGCGCCCAGUCCGCAACGCCGCCGCGCAACCGCUUCCAACGUGUCCUCGAUGCCAGCGGACAUUCCGGGCUGGAAUCGGCCUUGUUGGACAUCUUCCGAUCAACUGUACAUCUCGGACCACACCAGCAGCCGUCCUUCCACCUGUCUCUUCCUCGUCCUCUCUGCCGCCAACUAACUCUGUGAAUUCUUCUGAACCACCACUUCCAUCCUCCUCCUCCUCCUCCUCCUCCUCCUCCUCCUCCACUGUCCCAACGACGGCCGCUCAGGCGUCUGUCGCGCACGACAUCACCGCAGACAUACCUGACACAACAACAGGCAUAACCCCUGCAACCUUUGUCUUCAGAGGUGAGGACCAGGACUACACCUGCCCUCACUGCGAUCACACCUUCACUUCACGCAUCGGCCCGGUCGGUCACUUGCGAAUCCAUCGCACAGAGACUGGUGAACCAGUGCCUGGAGCACCAACUCACACCCACCGCAUUCACCUCCACUGCCCAUACUGCCCCCGAACCUUCACGCAUCGCAUGGGUCUAUUCGGCCACAUGCGUAUUCACAAAAGCGGAAUUGACCACAAUUCCGACACACCCACCACAUUCAACACAUCCACCAUGCCCAGCCCCACCGUCGUUCCAUCGCCAUACGCGCCCAUCACCACCAGCACCACCGCUUCAUCUGCAGCUGACAUCGGCAUCGCCGAACUCUCAUGCCCACACUACCCACGCACGUUCACCUCACGCAUCGGCCUGGUCGGUCGCUUGCGAAUCCAUCGCACAGAGACUGGAGCACCAGUGCCUGGGGCACCAACCUAUACCCACCAAGCUCGUCCCAACUGCCCACACUGCCCUCGCACUUUCAGGCAUCGCAUGGGCCUAUUCGGCCACAUGCGCAUCCACGACGACCUGCGGUAG
Molecule: messenger RNA, 1029 nt
Organism: Spirometra erinaceieuropaei
Lineage: Eukaryota; Metazoa; Platyhelminthes; Cestoda; Diphyllobothriidea; Diphyllobothriidae
Source: the annotation of a GenBank genome assembly